Messenger RNA from Clunio marinus, 2163 nucleotides. The record is from the annotation of a GenBank genome assembly. NCBI's taxonomy places the organism in Eukaryota, Metazoa, Arthropoda, Insecta, Diptera, Chironomidae.
AUGAGUAAAGAUAUUACAUUACCUGGAAUCCGGCGAACUUGUGACAAAAUUCAAUCUGUUUUGAUGCGGAAGGAACUAAAUUUAAAAUCAUAUUUUAUAUCACUUGAUUGCAAGCGUACUGGUUUAGUUACGGAAACAAAAUUCUUUACUGUGAUUUACAAUCAACUUGGACAUGAAUUUGGCGUAUGUCAAGAAGAAGUGAAAGAGUUAACUGAUUACUUUAAGGAACAAGACGGAAGAGUUUGCUACAAAGAAUUUCUUGAUCAAGUCUUACCAAAAGAAAAAGAAUGUAAAGCAUUUGUAAGUGGAUUAGAAUGGGAAAGCCAUGAUCACGUAAAUGUUUUGACAAGUUUUGAAUUACGUCAAUUGGAUUUGAUUCUCACUAAAAUAACUUACUCAUUGAGAUGUCGAGAAUGUCAAAUUGACGAUUACUUCAAGGAUUACGAAUGGAUAGGCAAUGGAUGUGGAACAAUGUCAAUUGCACAUUUUCAACGAAUUCUCGACCAAGCUGGAAUCACUUUGGGACCAAAAGAGUUUCAACUGGUUGUCAGACGUUUCUUAAAAUACGGUUACGUGAUUAACUACAUCGCAUUUCUUGAUGCUAUCCAUGAAAUUUUAAAAUGGUUCGAUAGAAAUGGAUUUCUUAAUACUGGAAAAGAUUUUCUUGAGAACUAUCCUGGAAAAGUUAUAACAAUUGAAAAUCUCGAACAACUUCCACGUCCUGAAGUGUGUAAUGUUGAUAUAGCUAAAGUCUUCGAUACAACAAAGUCAUGCCAUCCGUUUAAUGAUCAAAAUAAAAGGAAACAAGAAAUGGAUAUGUCUGAAUUGUUGCUUCGUAUCAAGAAACAUAUUUAUGACAACAAAAUCAGAUCACGAGAAUUUUUUGAGAAAUUUGAUAAACUUCGACGAGGUUUCGUGACAAAAUUUCAGUUUCAUCGCGGAUUGGAAGCUAUCGGCAUUUCUGGACUUCAUCGUUUAUACAUUGCAAAGCAUGAUUUGGAGAAAAUUUUUGAUGCUUACAAAUAUCAACGCGAUCCUGAUCGAAUUUCAUGGAAGGAUUUUUGUGAUGACAUUGAUGAAGUUUUUACCGUCAAAAAUCUCGACAAGCUACCUUAUGUUGUCGUUAAGUCACCACCAGAUGAGAUCAAAGAUCUUCCAUGUAAAGGUUCAAUCGAUUGGAAUUCAGCUUCAAAAUCAAUGCACGAAACUGCACAAGAAGCAAUUUUUCGUAUCCGUGACAUCGUCAAGUCUCGUCGCAUCUUCAUCGAAGUGUUUUUUAAUGGUUUCGAUAAAUUGAAUCACUUUCAUGUUAGUUCAGAUCAAAUGCGAAGAGUUUUCAGUUCGAAUUCAAUUUUAUUGUCUGAGAAGGAAAUUCAAGCUUUGAUUUUAUGUUAUGGAGAUGACAUGGGAUUCAAUUAUUGGAAGUUCAUGAGAGAUGUCAAUGAAGUUCAAUUUUGUGAAGCAAAACAUAAGAAAAUUGUUGAGUUCUUGCAACGUCUUCAUUGUCAACAAAAAGAUCCAUGCAGUAAUCCUAAUUAUUCAGUCGUUGAGAUCUUGGCCAAAAUUAAAAAUCAAGUAACACGAAAUCGAAUCAACAUUGAACAAUUUAUGAAAGAUGGAGAGAAAUUAAAUAACGGAAUGCUUUCAGCAUGUCAAUUUCGAGCUCGAUUUCCAUCUGCUGGAAUAUUUCUAACCGAUUGUGAACUUGAUAUUCUCUGCAAUGCUUUCAAGUACUCAACGUGUAAAGAUAAAAUUAACUUUAGAACAUUUUGUGAAAUGAUGAAUCAAGCAUUCUUCGAUGUGAAACUUGAGAAACGACCUUGCACUGUGCCAACACAACACGUUCCAUCUUCAGAUGAUUAUUUAAAUUUCUUAACAUACGAAGAACGUCAUAUUGCAUCUCAUGCACUUCAGAAGCUUGCACGACAUUACAACAACGUUUCAAACAUGGAAACUUUCUUCAAAGAUCGAGAAACAAAAUGUUUUAUUAGCAAGGAAACAUUCCGACAAGUUUUGACUAUUUGUGGGGGUUUAAUGGACGUCAUUACACAAAAAGAACUUGACGUCUUAUACAAAACAUUCUCAAUUGCCACUCAUAGCAAUGGACGAAAAUUUAAUUACAGAAACUUCUUAACAAUCCUCAAACACGUUUAUAAUUUAUAA